Molecule: messenger RNA, 5681 nt
Organism: Pristis pectinata (smalltooth sawfish)
Lineage: Eukaryota; Metazoa; Chordata; Chondrichthyes; Rhinopristiformes; Pristidae
Product: ankyrin repeat and BTB/POZ domain-containing protein 2-like
Exons: 18
Coding region: 538-3606 (1022 amino acids)
Molecular function (GO): protein heterodimerization activity
Source: RefSeq, a predicted model, not a curated record
GGGCAUUUGAUAACAAGUAAUGAAUUAAAAGAUAGCACGGCGUUUGUAAGGAUACAGGCGCUGACUCUUUAAAAAUGUAAUAAUUUCGAAAGAACACAAAUAGCUUUGGAACAAGACAAGAAUCUAAGGUUUCGGCACUUGCAGUGGCGGACAGAAGUUCGCUGAAGGGAGUUAAAGGGGCCGCAAGUUGCACAGAAGGUGGAGUCACAAUUUUCAGUAUCUUUGGUAUAAAACCAAAGGCACUGCGGAUGACAAGUGGAAGUUUUUGUUUUGCUCGCCCUCUGAUAUUUUUCAUAGACUCUCAAAGGUGACCGGACGGUGAAGUUUGGAGAAGUUCACUGAUUUUGGAUAGUUAAAGAGCGGCUAACAGGAGGCCAGUUGCAGAUUGAGAGGUUUCCCAGCUGAUCGCCUUGCAGCGGGUCGCAGCAUUGCAACGCGCACUGCGCUUUAUGUCUUGAAGAAGAGUUGGACAGCACCCCAUCUGAACAGACUUGGCGUGGACUUGUGCAGCCGGUUCCAAACUGCGCGCCUCGCACAAUGGCGGGAUUGUACAACUCCACACUGAAGACGCUGGAAGAUCUGACUCUGGACUCGGGUUAUGGGGCAGGAGAUUCUUGCAGGUCUCUCAGUCUCUCUUCCAGAUCGAACUCUCAAGCCUUCCAAGCAGCCCACAACAGAGGGAACUGGUGGUAUCUUUCUGGUUCCAUGAAUAGCCGCAACAACAGCUGGGAUACGGUGAACACGGUCCUGCCGGAGGACCCGGAGAUUAACGAUAUCUUCUUCAAAUGCCCCCGGCUCCCGGAGCUGGAGGAAUUCCCAUGGACCGACGAAGACAUUGGACAGAUCCUGAAGAAAGGGAGGCCCGGGGAGAGUGGAAAGCUCUUCUCCCUGGAUGCUGUCAGGAGAUUGUCAUUCCUGUUGAGGAGAGCUCUGAUCCGGAUCUCCAGGGAAGCGCAGCGGCUGAGUGUCGUGCACUGUAAGUGCACCAAGUUCGAGGUCCAGAGCGCCAUCAGACUCGUCCUGUCCUGGUCCUUGUCCGAAAGCUGCAUCUCUGCUUCGGUGAAAGCCCUGUCUCUCUACAAUAUGAGUGCUGGGGAUAGGCUGAGGAAAAGCAAGAGCUCCAGGUGUGGCCUUACUUUCUCAGUGGGGCGCUUCUUUAGAUGGAUGGUGGACACCAGAGUUUCCGUCCGCAUCCAUGAGUAUGCUGCUAUUUCUUUGGCUGCCUGCAUGGAGAGUCUGCUGGAGGAGAUUGGGAUCAGAGUAGCAGCCGGGCAUGGCUCGGAGGGAGGAAGUGGAGGCAUGCAUGACAGCAGGCAAGAGCUGUCAACAGAAAUGCUGGAGAUGUGCAUCAACAAUGACGCUGAGCUUUGGGGAGUCCUGCAACCAUACGAACAUCUUAUCUGUGGCAAGAAUGCCAAUGGUGUGCUCUCCCUGCCGGCCCACUUCAGCUUAUACAACAAUGGGCCAUCAGCCAAGGAUGGACGGGCUGAUGCUUAUGCCCAGCUGGAGCUCCGCACCCUGGAGCAGUCACUACUGGCAACGUGUGUUGGGAGCAUUUCAGAGCUGAGUGAUCUUGUGUCUCGAGCCAUGCACCACCUGCAGUGCUCGAACACCUUGUCUCCAGGAAUGAGUCCCUGCCGCCAUGGCAGACAGCAGCCUGUCACCUGGUCUCCUGACGCCCUGCACACACUUUACUAUUUCCUGCGGUGUCCACAGAUGGAAUCGAUGGAGAAUCCCAACCUGGACCCACCUAGAGUUUCCUUAAAUAAUGAAAGGCCAUUCAUGUUGCUGCCUCCAUUAAUGGAGUGGAUGAGAGUAGCCAUCACGCAUGCCGAACAUCGGCGCAGUCUAACUGUCGACAGUGAUGAUGUGAGACAGACAGCUCGUUUGCUGCUACCAGGACUAGAUUGUGAACCACGGCAACUCAAAACCGAGGACUGUUUCAGCUCAUUUCGUAGACUGGAUGCAAAAGCCGCCACAGCCAAGUUCCAGCAAGACCUUGGAUUUCGCAUGUUGAGCUGUGGCAGAACGGAUCUGGUGAAUCAGGCCAUAGAGCUUUUAGGAAUCGAUGGUGUCAACACCAUGGACAACCAGGGGAUGACACCACUUAUGUACGCCUGUGCUGCAGGGGAUGAAGCCAUGGUCCAGAUGUUAAUUGAUGCUGCUGCAAACUUGGAUCUUUCACUUCCCGGGAAUACUCAGAGAUAUCCUUCGGUGCACCCAGACAGCAGGCGCUGGACAGCCCUCACCUUUGCUGUACUGCACGGACAUAUCCCUGUCGUUCAGCUGCUGCUUGAUGCUGGAGCAAACGUGGAAGGUGCCCUCAUUAAUUCCGGGGAAGAUAAUUGUGCCGAGACACCACUUCAGCUAGCUUCAGCAGCAGGUAACUACGAGUUGGUUAGCUUGCUGCUGAGUAGAGGUGCGGAUCCUUUACUGAAUGUACUCGACACAAAUGGGAUGACAUCAGUGCUGCAUGAGGAUAUGAACUGCUUCAGCCACGCAGCUGCCCACGGACACAGGAAUGUGCUGCGGAAGUUGCUUACACCGCCCCAAGCUCCAAAAACUGAUGUGCUUUCUCUGGAAGAAAUUUUAGCAGAGGGAGUUGAGAGUGAUAUCUCAAGUAUUGGAAGUAUAAAUGAAGGACAAGUGAAACUCUGCAAAGCCAGAAUGAAGGCUUUACAAGAAGCUAUGUAUUACAGUGCUGAACAUGGCUAUCUUGAUGUUACCAUGGAGCUGAGGAACCUUGGUGUCCCCUGGAAACUACAUAUGUGGAUUGAAUCCCUGAGGACCUCAUAUCAUCAGUGCAGAUAUCCUGUGAUGCAGUAUCUGUUACGGGAAUUCAUUACUAUCAAAGAGGAGGACUACAAUGAAGAGUUGAUUCAAGAGGGACUUCCACUGAUGUUUGAUAUUCUUAGGGUUAGCAAGAAUGAUGCAGUCAAUCAGCAGAUAGCUUCAAUCUUUAUACACUGUUAUGGCAAUGGUCCUAUCCCUAGUAUCCCUGAGAUAAAGAGUAACCCACCUGCUCGAUUAGAUCCUCAUUUUCUGAAUAAUAAAGACAUGUCAGAUUUAACAUUCUUGGUGGAAGGAAAGCCAUUUUAUGCACAUAAAGUUCUCCUAAUUACUGCCUCAAACAGGUUUAAAAUGCUGCUGACUAGUAAGACAUCUCUGGAGAACCUGCCUUGCAAGUGUAUAGAGAUCAGUGAAAUUAAAUACCACAUUUUCCAGCUGAUGAUGCAGUACUUGUAUUAUGGCGAUACCAACUCAAUAACUUUACCUAUUUCUGAUGUGCUGGAGCUACUGUCUGCAGCAAGCCUGUUUGAACUACAAGCAUUGCAGAGACAUUGUGAGAUCAUGUGUGCCAAAAUUAUGAACCUGGAGAAUGCAGUCAUCAUUUAUUGCUAUGCUAAGAUACACAAUGCAUACGAACUACUUUCUUACACUGAGAGCUAUUUCCUGAAAAACUUCAGUGCACUUCUUGAUCAAGAGUCUUUCAGGCAGCUGAUUUAUGGACGCAACAGCAAAUUGCAGGGCCUGGACCCCCUACAGGCCCUGGAUACAGCAUUAGCCAAUAGAAUGCGGUCAAUCUACAUCACAUCAAGGGUAUAAGAAAAAAAACUGGCCAUCAAUAACUGGAAAAGCAUUAUGUACAUUACAAGAUACUUCAUGUGGGCUAUCCCUUUCCAGUGAUUUUCUUACCCCAGCUUUGUGACAUUUGGUUCUUUGGUGAUGUGAAGAACUGCCACAAGAGAUAAAUUUGAUAUCCCUAAGUGAACUCUGAUUUAGUGAUAAUUACCCAAAACCAAAUCAAGAAAUGUGUUGGUAAUCUAAUUUUUUAUUCAUUCUUUACCCCUCCCCCCUCAAAAUCUCCAAAAGCUGCAUUGAAGAAAUGUGAGGGGAUAUUUGAGCAACAGUUCAUUUGGCUAAAAUAAAAUGGGACAGAUCAGAACAGUUAUGCCAAUCUGACUGAAAUAUUAUUCAAUACACAUGCCUUACCUUGGGGUCAGAUAAAGGCAAGAUGAAAUCUCAAACUUUGCAAAGAUUACAAGCCCAAUGCACUCUGUGCACAGAACUACAGGCAUUUUAUUUGUGGGUUAUAAGUAAAAGAUUGUAGGCAAUGUCAUUUCUAUUAGUUUGGGUAACUAAGCUUUAGUUUGCAUAAUAUAUGUAUGUGCCGGUCAUAGACUAGUAAUGGAGAGACCAUAAAUGACAUUUCCUGAUGUGAGUGGAAAAUUUCACUAAGAUGAUUGAAAUUAAUCUGGGUACAUUUCUUGGCUACAUCGUUGAUUCUUGCCAAUUUUCUUUACCAUUAUAAGAUUAACAAUUUUAAUAAACAGAUUAAUGGCUUUGUUAUAAUAGCACAUAAGAAUUUUAUACAAAGGUAUUAAUCAGUUUGUUAGAAAUAAUGAUGAGGAAUCUCACUUUCUAACCGUAUUCCAGCUUAGUACAUGCAUGAGAUAGAUUGUUUUUUUUCCUGAAAUAAUACAUUUCAAGGGGUUUUUCUUAAAAUCUAUAGAUUUUGUUAGUAGACAUUAAGAUCUACUGACCUGUAAAGCCCAUAAAAAAGGUCAUUAGAGUCCAUGAUGGACUAAUAAAAAUCAAUGAUAAUAACACAUACAGAUUAGCAAAAGCAUAUUAGUUUUGCACUAGUUUAAAAUAACAGAGGGCUUAGCCAGUGCAGUCUCCCUAGACAAGUAACAAAUGCUUUGAAGAACAUUGAUAAUAAGGUAGAAAUGAAAUGUACACACUCUGCCUGAAUUAUAAUCGGUUCUUGAAGUAAAGCUUUCAAAGUUAGUAUAAAUAAAACUGAGUUUUUUUUUUAAAAAAGCAGAUUUAAAAUAGUUGCUAUGCAGCCAUGGAAUGCACUGUUAAAUAUUAGCUUCUAGUGUACUGAAAGCCCAUUUUCAGGAUUUUACUUAUGUAGGCUGUGCGAUAACUAAAACAAAACACAUUUUGUAAAUACCAACAUAUAAGGUACUUUCUAAAUUGUACUGAAAGAUUACUAUCACCUUAGUGUUAAAUUCAAAGGCAGCUUCAAACAUCAGGGCACAAUAAAAGGCACAAUGUGACAUUAAAUAUUCCAAAAGCAAAACACUGCAAUUCAAGAAGGUGCUGCAUGCAGUUCAAUCACAGAAUAAAUAACUGAAACAAAUUUUCCCAUUAAUUAUGUUCUUUAACUAUCUCCAUUAAUAUAUUGGCUUUAACAAAGUACUUCGCGUGACUGACACAGUGUUAUAACAAGAGACAGGGAACUAAAAGCUUGUUCAAAGCAUUACUUCAGGAUUGUCCUUGAAACAAAGAAAGGUGGAAAGUUCUACGGAGAUUUCAGAACUUGAAAUUACAAAGCAAAGUCAGUCAGAAGCAGAACAAUGCAAAACAAAGAGUUGUGCUGAGUUUAGCAGAGAAGGAAGUCGAAUUGGAUUGCAGAGAUGGCAGUAGGUCUUUGGAUGACAAUGGUUAGUAUUGUUUUCAAUUGGAAAGUUAGAUAUUUACUUAGCUUAGUGUAGAAGUGAUAAAAAUACCCAGCUGAAAACUGCCUAAAUUUUGGGGGGUGGGGGGGGCAGUGGGAAUGUACAGUAUCCCUGAAUGGAAAUGUUACUUUUCAGCUCAAGAUGCUGAGAAACUAGUGCCAAGGCUGGCACACUGGUGUUUUUGUACUGUUGACAGAAUCUUUAAAAUAAAAA